Molecule: messenger RNA, 2781 nt
Organism: Schistocerca piceifrons (Central American locust)
Lineage: Eukaryota; Metazoa; Arthropoda; Insecta; Orthoptera; Acrididae
Exons: 3
Coding region: 1-2781 (926 amino acids)
Source: RefSeq, a predicted model, not a curated record
AUGGGGCCACAAACAUUACAGAUGAGGAAACCGACUAUACAUCACACAAAUGAGGAAACCGACUAUACAUCACACAAGUCUGAAAGACCAAAUGAUGUCACACUAACACAUGGGGCCACAAAAAUUACAGAUGAGGAAACCAACUACACACCACAGAAGUCUGAAAGACCAAAAGAUGUCACACUAACACAUGGGGCCACAAACAUUACAGAUGAGGAAACUGACUACGCACCACAGAAGUCUGAAGGACCAAAAUAUGUCACACUAACACAUGGGGCCACAAACAUUACAGAUGAGGAAACCGACUACACAUCACAGAAGUCUGAAAGACCAAAAGAUGUCACACGAACACAUGGGGCCACAAACAUUACAGAUGAGGAAACCGACUACACAUCACAGAAGUCUGAAAGACCAAAAGAUGUCACACGAACACAUGGGGCCACAAACAUUACAAAUGAGGAAACCGACUACACAUCACAGAAGUCUGAAAGACCAAAAGAUGUCACAGUAACACAUGGGGCCACAAACAUUACAGAUGAGGAAACUGACUACACAUCACAGAAGUCUGAAAGACCAAAAGAUGUCACACUAACACAUGAGGCCACAAACAUUACAAAUGAGGAAACCGACUACACAUCACAGAAGUCUGAAAGACCAAAAGAUGUCACACUAACACAUGGGGCCACAAACAUUACAGAUGAGGAAACCGACUACGCACCACAGAAGUCUGAAGGACCAAAAUAUGUCACACUAACACAUGGGGCCACCAACAUUAGAGAUGAGGAAACCGACUACACAUCACAGAAGUCUGAAAGACCAAAAGAUGCCACACUAACACAUGGGGCCACAAACAUUACAGAUGAGGAAACCGACUACACAUCACAGAAGUCUGAAAGACCAAAAGAUGUCACACUAACACAUGGGGCCACAAACAUUACAGAUGAGGAAACUGACUACACAUCACAGAAGUCUGAAAGACCAAAAGAUAAGUCUGAAAGACCAAAAGAUGUCACACGAACACAUGGGGCCACAAACAUUACAAAUGAGGAAACCGACUACACAUCACAGAAGUCUGAAAGACCAAAAGAUGUCACACGAACACAUGGGGCCACAAACAUUACAGAUGAGGAAACCGACUACACAUCACAGAAGUCUGAAAGACCAAAAGAUGUCACACUAACACAUGGGGCCACAAACAUUACAGAUGAGGAAACCGACUACACAUCACAGAAGUCUGAAAGACCAAAAGAUGUCACACUAACACAUGGGGCCACAAACAUUACAGAUGAGGAAACUGACUACACAUCACAGAAGUCUGAAAGACCAAAAGAUGUCACACUAACACAUGAGGCCACAAAUAUUACAAAUGAGGAAACCGACUACACAUCACAGAAGUCUGAAAGACCAAAAGAUGUUACACUAACACAUGGGGCCACAAACAUUACAGAUGAGGAAACCGACUACACAUCACAGAAGUCUGAAAGACCAAAAGAUGUCACACUAACACAUGGGGCCACAAACAUUACAGAUGAGGAAACUGACUACACAUCACAGAAGUCUGAAAGACCAAAAGAUGUCACACUAACACAUGGGGCCACAAACAUUACAGAUGAUGAAACCGACUACACACCACAGAAGUCUGAAAGACCAAAAGAUGUCACACUAACACAUGGGGCCACAAACAUUACAGUCGAGAAAACCGACUACACAUCACAGAAGUCUGAAAGACCAAAAGAUGUCACACUAACACAUGGGGCCACAAACAUUACAGAUGAGAAAACUGACUACGCACCACAGAAGCCUGAAGGACCAAAAUAUGUCACACUAACACAUGGGGCCACCAACAUUAGAGAUGAGGAAACCGACUACACAUCACAGAAGUCUGAAAGACCAAAAGAUGUCACACUAACACAUGGGGCAACAAACAUUACAGAUGAGGAAACUGACUACGCACCACAGAAGUCUGAAGGACCAAAAUAUGUCACACUAACACAUGGGGCCACCAACAUUAGAGAUGAGGAAACCGACUACACAUCACAGAAGUCUGAAAGACCAAAAGAUGUCACACUAACACAUGGGGCCACAAACAUUACAGAUGAUGAAACCGACUACACACCACAGAAGUCUGAAAGACCAAAAGAUGUCACACUAACACAUGGGGCCACAAACAUUACAGUCGAGAAAACCGACUACACAUCACAGAAGUCUGAAAGACCAAAAGAUGUCACACUAACACAUGGGGCCACAAACAUUACAGACGAGGAAACUGACUACGCACCACAGAAGUCUGAAGGACCAAAAUAUGUCAUACUAACACAUGGGGCCACCAACAUUAGAGAUGAGGAAACCGACUACACAUCACAGAAGUCUGAAAGACCAAAAGAUGUCACACUAACACGUGGGGCCACUAACAUUACAGAUGAGGAAACCGACUACACUUCAUGGAAGUCUGAAAGACCAAAAGGUGUGACACUCACACAUGGGGCUACAAACAUUACAGAUGAGGAAACUGACUACACACCACAGAAGUCUGGAAGACCAAAAGAUGUCACACUAACACAUGGGGCCACAAACAUUACAGAUGAGGAAACCGACUACACAUCACAGAAGUCUGAAAGACCAAGAGAUGUCACACGAACACAUGAGGCCACAAACAUUACAAAUGAGGAAACCGACUACACAUCACAGAAGUCUGAAAGACCAAAAGAUGUUACACUAACACAUGGGGCCAUAAACAUUACAGAUGAGGAAACCGACUACGCAUCACAGAAGUCUGAAUGA